GCUGCGUCAGGGGCGGGGCGGGGCGGCGGCGGCCCCGGUGCCGGUGGCGGUCCCGGUGCCAUGGCGCUGUCGCCCUACGUGCAGGCCAUGCAGGAGCUGUUCCGCGCCAACACGCGGAGCCGCGAGUUCCCGGCGCACGGCGCCAAGGUGCACUCGGUGGCCUGGAGCUGCUGCGGCCGCCGCCUCGCCUCCGGCUCCUUCGACAAGACCGCCAGCGUCUUCCUGCUCGAGAAGGACCGGCUGGUGAAGGAGAACAACUACCGCGGCCAUGGGGACAGCGUGGAUCAGCUCUGCUGGCACCCCAGCAACCCUGACCUCUUCGUCACGGCGUCUGGGGACAAAACCAUCCGCAUCUGGGACGUCCGCACCACCAAGUGCAUCGCCACUGUCAAUACCAAAGGGGAGAAUAUCAACAUCUGUUGGAGCCCUGAUGGACAGACCAUUGCAGUGGGGAACAAGGAUGAUGUAGUCACUUUCAUUGAUGCCAAGACACAUCGCUCCAAAGCUGAGGAACAGUUCAAGUUUGAGGUGAAUGAGAUCUCCUGGAACAACGAUAACAAUAUGUUCUUCCUCACUAAUGGGAAUGGCUGCAUCAACAUCCUCAGCUACCCGGAGCUGAAACCCAUUCAGUCCAUCAACGCUCACCCUUCAAACUGCAUCUGCAUCAAGUUUGAUCCCAUGGGGAAGUACUUUGCUACGGGCAGUGCUGACGCCUUGGUCAGCCUCUGGGAUGUGGAUGAACUGGUGUGUGUCAGGUGCUUCUCGAGGCUUGACUGGCCUGUGCGAACACUGAGCUUUAGCCACGAUGGGAAGAUGCUGGCAUCAGCAUCAGAAGAUCAUUUCAUUGACAUCGCAGAGGUGGAGACAGGAGAGAAGCUCUGGGAGGUGCAGUGUGAGUCCCCCACCUUCACAGUGGCCUGGCACCCGAAGCGGCCGCUGCUGGCCUUCGCCUGCGACGACAAGGAUGGCAAAUACGACAGCAGCCGCGAGGCUGGCACCGUCAAGCUCUUUGGGCUCCCCAAUGACUCCUAAUGGAACCACACCAGGAGAGGCAACGCCUCCCUACUCUUGGGGAUGGGAGGAGAGUGUUUAGUUAGUGUAGGACAAGCACUGCCUGCGUGGCAGUGCUGCAGCGUUUGGCUCAGCUCUGUGUGUGUGGCUCUCAGGAGCUUUUAUAACAGAGCAGCUUGUGUGCUGGGGAGCAUAGGGGGGGAUGCUAGCAGAGCCCCCCCUUAUGGUCUGAGGCAGUGAUGAGCUACGUGACUGUCCCCUUGUGCCUGACAGCCUGCUGGCGAGGGCAGCCCUGGGGGCACAGCCUGCCCCUUCCCCUCCUGGACAUCCUAUGUCCCUUCCCCACACUGCAGCAGCAAGGGGAAGGUGGGGGGAUGAAAGCUGGGGGACAUUUCCCCAUCUGGGGUUUUGUUUUUUGGUUUUUUUUUUUUGUAUCUUUGUUUUUUGUAAUUUUGAUAAAUCCUCUUCCAUAAUGAA
Apus apus (common swift) is the source of this 1488-nucleotide messenger RNA. It is a transcript of the gene THOC3, whose product is annotated as THO complex subunit 3. The record is from RefSeq and is a predicted model, not a curated record. Gene Ontology annotation, cellular component: THO complex part of transcription export complex. Gene Ontology annotation, molecular function: protein binding. The transcript has 6 exons. The coding region runs from base 61 to 1032 and encodes 323 amino acids. Gene Ontology annotation, biological process: mRNA export from nucleus. Lineage: Eukaryota; Metazoa; Chordata; Aves; Apodiformes; Apodidae.